Messenger RNA from Cyclopterus lumpus (lumpfish), 656 nucleotides. RefSeq names its product chemokine-like protein TAFA-5. Gene Ontology annotation, molecular function: receptor ligand activity; G protein-coupled receptor binding. The transcript is spliced from 5 exons. The record is from RefSeq and is a predicted model, not a curated record. Gene Ontology annotation, biological process: G protein-coupled receptor signaling pathway. The coding region runs from base 1 to 519 and encodes 172 amino acids. NCBI's taxonomy places the organism in Eukaryota, Metazoa, Chordata, Actinopteri, Perciformes, Cyclopteridae.
AUGUGGCGCAGUGAGGAGGCACCAGCCUGCGGAUCAUCUGAGUUUGGACUUUGUGGUUCCCCGUGCGGCUCGCGGCUCUCCCUCAUGCAGCUCCUGCGGCUGGCCUGGGCUCUGACUGCCUCCGCGGUCUGCUUCCUGCUGCUCCUGAUCCUCCACAACCAGAUCCUGAGAGAAGCUAAUUCCACCGCUUUACUGCUACACUGGUUCAAGUUUACGCAUUUACUCCGCUCAGGUCAGCUGGCGGCCGGGACCUGUGAGAUCGUCACUCUGGACCGAGACAGCAGCCAGCCGAGGAGGACCAUUGCUCGACAGACGGCCCGCUGCGCCUGCAGGAAGGGACGGAUCGCCGGGACGACACGAGCCAGGCCGGCCUGCGUCGACGUUCGUAUCGUGUGGACUCGACUGUGGUGCGAGAUGUCUCCGUGUUUGGACGACGAAGGUUGCGACCUCCUGGUCAAUCAGUCGGGCUGGACCUGCACCCAACCGGGAGGCCGGGUCAAGACCACCACGGUCUCCUGACAGUGGCGGCGAGGACAGAAAGAGAAAGACCGGUUCCCAUCGUCCAUCGGCCAUCACCGCCAAGCGGAGCAGCCGCCGCCGCCAAACUAACCAUCAGCUCCUUUCAGAGCCGAGGGGCGGCGUCACUUCCUGCCUCG